Messenger RNA from Cuculus canorus (common cuckoo), 1607 nucleotides. Its product is annotated as carbonyl reductase [NADPH] 1. Gene Ontology annotation, molecular function: carbonyl reductase (NADPH) activity. Lineage: Eukaryota; Metazoa; Chordata; Aves; Cuculiformes; Cuculidae. The transcript has 4 exons. The coding region runs from base 172 to 1002 and encodes 276 amino acids. The record is from RefSeq and is a predicted model, not a curated record.
GGACGAGGCGGAGCCGCCCCGCCGCCAUCUUAGGCGCGUUCACCGCCCGCCCCUCCCUCGCCUGAGCGCGCGCGCGGCUCGCGGUCGCUGCUUGCCCGUUCCCUUACCGGUGACGCUGAGCUGAGGAGCAGCGCGAGUUACUCUCACUUUGGCAUACGUUCAGAGGCAGCAAUGUCCAGCGUGCCCGUGGCUGUGGUGACCGGAUCCAACAAAGGGAUCGGACUCGCAAUUGUGCGGGCUCUAUGCAGGCAGUUCCAGGGGGAUGUGUACCUGACUGCCCGAGACCCUGGCCGUGGCCAGGAGGCAGUGGCAGAGCUCCAGAGAGAAGGGCUACGUGCGCUCUUCUAUCAGCUGGAUAUUGAUGAUCUGCAGAGCAUCAGGGCUCUUCGUGACUUCCUGAAAGAGAAAUAUGGAGGGCUGAAUGUGCUCAUUAACAAUGCAGGAAUCGCUUUCAAAGUUCAUGACACAACUCCAUUUGCAGUCCAAGCAGAGGUUACACUGAAGACCAACUUUUUUGGAACCAGGAAUGUUUGCACAGAAUUGUUGCCUCUUAUGAAGCCUUAUGGUAGAGUGGUGAAUGUGUCUAGUAUGGUGAGUAGCUCAGCUCUGAAAGGCUGCAGCCAAGAACUACAGCAAAAGUUUCGCAGCAACACGAUCACUGAGGAUGAGUUAGUGGAACUCAUGACCAAAUUUGUGGAAGAUACCAAGAAAGGUGUGCAUGAAAAAGAAGGUUGGCCAAAUACUGCAUAUGGAGUAUCCAAAAUUGGUGUCACAGUCUUGUCCAGGAUUCAAGCCCGAAUGUUAAAUGAGAAAAGAAAAGGUGACCACAUCCUUCUCAAUGCCUGCUGUCCUGGAUGGGUGAGAACAGACAUGGCGGGUCCUAAAGCCACUAAAUCACCAGAGGAGGGGGCUGAGACACCAGUUUACUUAGCUCUCUUGCCUUCGGAUGCUGAUGGUCCUCAUGGCCAGUUUGUCAGUGACAAAACUGUUCGCACCUGGUGAGUUUAUGUAUGUGGACCCAUGCGAGUGGUAAUAUGACUGUGGAUUGGCCUGUGCCUUGGUAGGAAACAUUUAGCCAGAGUAGUCUCAUCCUGUCCACAGCAGCAGCAGGGUCCUUUAUCGUUAAAAUGAGGGUUACAGUUAUGGUACUUCUCUAGGAUUAAGUCUACACUAGAGUACACUUCCCAACAGUCUCCAUUAGCCUGCUUACAGCAUUGGCUCUGUAACCCAAGGUGUGAUUUGUGAGUGUUCCAGCCCAGAUGAUACAGGAUAGUUUGGUGUUGCCCUAAUGCCGAGGUGCCUGACCUUGUUUACCUGAAUUUACUCUUUAUUAAAUCAUUGCCAGGGACCAUAGUUGCUUUUGGGGGUUAUACAGGGCUUCUCAAAGUGGGAGGGUUUUUUUUUUUUAAAACUAUGGUCUGACCAGCUGGGAGGCAUGUGUGUAUAAGACCAGAAGAGAAUUGCUGCUGCAUAGAGAUUCCUUAUCAGUACAAAAUGGAACUGGGUGAAAAUAAAAGUAGCAGUGAUGUACUAAUAACAGCAAAACUUGAUCAGUUUGCAUUAUUGAUCUGUAUCUCAAUAAAUGAUUACUUACUGAUUUGUAUCCA